Molecule: messenger RNA, 1152 nt
Organism: Stereum hirsutum FP-91666 SS1
Lineage: Eukaryota; Fungi; Basidiomycota; Agaricomycetes; Russulales; Stereaceae
Exons: 5
Coding region: 85-1077 (330 amino acids)
Biological process (GO): protein processing
Cellular component (GO): Dsc E3 ubiquitin ligase complex; endoplasmic reticulum
Molecular function (GO): protein binding
Source: RefSeq, a predicted model, not a curated record
CAUCUCCUUACUCAACGCUAUUUGGAAUUCCUUAUGUUCAUCCUCGUUUCUCAUUAGUCUUGCAGAAUAUAUAGCAUUCUCAAUAUGUCUAAAGGUCUCAGCGACAAGGCGAAGGGAAAGCAGCGCGCCGUCGAGCCCGUCGAAGAGCCGCCUUCACGCGACCUCAUGGUUCGGUUCACGGAAGGUGUCCCAGACCUCACCAUUCGAGUCGCGAAGAAGGACUCUGUACGAGACGUCAAGAACAACAUUCGCUUAGCUCGCCCGCAACUCAAAGACCGGCGCUUGCGCCUCAUUCAAUCCGGACGACUACUCACGGACGGGACUUUCUUGUACUCAUGGCUCGCUUCUCUUGAAGAACGACAACGGAGAGCUAAUGCUGCACGAGUGAGUGCCGGGGACGAAGACCUGGAAGUGCUGGGAGGGUCUGGAGUAAGGGAAGGGACGAGGCUGGAUGGGGGCGGUGGUGGGGCAGAAAACGGCCAAGGAGAUGGAAAUGGAGAUGGAGAUGCGACGAAGGCGGCAGCGAGUAGUAUAGCAUGGUUACACUGCUCUGUUGGGCCGAAGAUGGAGGAAGGAGAGACGGAGGAUGAGUUGAAACAGCAGGAGGCACAGCUAAAACCGCUCAGAGGGUUUGACCGUUUAGCUUCUGCAGGCUUCUCAGAAUUGGACAUCGCGAAUUUCAGGCGCCAAUUCCACUCUCGAACCUCGACAGAUUACCUCUCAACGACAGAAGAGUUCGAGAAUGAAGAAGCGUACGAAGAACAUGCUCGCGCUCUCGAAGAGCAGUGGAUAGAUUCCAUGGACAAUCCGGCCACAGCAUCUAUAUCCCAGAGCUCAUCAGGUGCUAGCGCCAGCUCCGCUAUGCUACAUGGGAUUCUCGUCGGAUUCUUCUUUCCACUCAUGCCCCUAUUCUUCUUCCGGGAGUCCAAAACUACGGCCGUGUUUUGGAACAACGGGGAAGCAGUGGAGGGGAUGGGAAGCGUUGUGUUUUCACGGCGGAUGCAAAUGGGUUUGGUCGUUGGUUUAAUUGCUAACAUUUGUUUUGGAUUCUGGAGGUACCUCUGGGGCUCCAUAUGAUUCUUGGUUAAGUUAUUACCUUUCUACUCGUAUGGGAUGGUUACGAAUGGAGUAUUUAUUGCCUCUCCGUUCGCC